Messenger RNA from Styela clava, 4625 nucleotides. Lineage: Eukaryota; Metazoa; Chordata; Ascidiacea; Stolidobranchia; Styelidae. The record is from RefSeq and is a predicted model, not a curated record.
UGUUAAGAUAAAUGUAUUAGGGACAUUAGUAAAGUUCAACCCGGAAGAAAAUGCCGGAAGUCUUGCGAAAUAGAUGAAGAAUGCAAGGGCGCUAAUAAAGGAUGUCAUUGUGACGAUGUUUGUGGAAUGUCAUGUUUUAACAUUGAUUCGGAAUGUCCAGAUCCAACAGAUUUUGAAAACGGAAAUGUUUUUGGUGAUAGUUAUGUAGUAGGAUCUACGAUCAAAUAUUCCUGUAAGGAAGGAUUUAUUUUGAGUGGAAAUGCAACAAGAUCCUGUCAUGCUGAUAGAAAAUGGAGUGGAAAACAGCCAGUUUGUGAAUUGGGUUGUUCUUCACCGUCCCGUGAUUUCACUUCAUUUCAUACGCUGGAAGGAACUGGAUUCCCAGUCGGAACAAAAACAACGUAUGAAUGUAGAUUUGGAUACAAGAUUUCAGGUAAUCCUGAAAUUGAAUGCCUAAAAAGUUACAAAUGGUCGGAGCCGGAUUUUGCUUGUAUAAAACUCAGUUGUGGAACUCCCACAACUCCUGCUAAUGGAUAUAUAGAGGGAACAGACUCCACUUUUGGAUCUUGGAUUACUUAUCAUUGCGAAAAAGGAUUUGUCAUUGAUGAUCCUCAAAAGACAAGACGAUAUUGCUCAAGUACUGGAACGUGGUCUUCAGAACCGAGAACCUGCAGCAAAAUCAAAUGUCCGGCACCAAUAAAGCCUGAAAAUGGAUUUGUCACAAGCCACGAUGCAGUAUACGAAUUCCGUUCAAUUGUAAAUUAUUAUUGCGAUCAGGGUUUUGAAUUAGUUGGGAGUUCAAAAGGAGAGUGCAAUGAAGAUGGUAAUUGGGGAGCAGUACCAACAUGCACGGUUGACGUGAACUGCAAUUUUGACGGAUUAUCAAAUGCUCUAUGUGGAUAUACAAAUGAAGGAACGGGCAUGUUCGAGCGACAUUUUAUUGAGGAAAAAACUCUAUCAGGGUAUCCAUCAUACGUAUUACGAGCAACAUCAAAGCCGGCGGUGCUUCUAUCUCCUGCGCUCCUAUCUGGAGAUCCAUACUGCUUUAAGUUUCAUUAUUACAUUCGACAAUUGACGGACAGCAGAAACUUUGUUAUAUCGUCGAGACGCGACGUCAUUGCAAAGAUAAGACCAAAGGAGAAGAAGAAUAGAUGGCUGAAUCAGCAAGUUACUGUUAUGCCUCAUGAAUUCUUUGAAUCCGUACAAUUCGAGAUAACCUUGAAAGGCAAAAACACAAAAAUAGAUUUGGAUGAUUUUUCUUUAGCCAAUGGAAAAUGUGAAAGCAGUUGUGGAGGAGAUACCUGUCUACACGAUGGGGUUUGCAUCGAUCGUAUUGGCACAUAUACUUGCAUCUGUACUCGUUAUUACAGAGGAGACAAUUGCGAGAUAGAAAUAUUAUGCCCACCAGUACCUGAAAUACCUUUUGGGAAAGCCAAGGUCAGUCCAGAUCCAAAUAAAUUAAGUGUUGGGACAAAGGUCAGAUAUACUUGUAACGAAGGUUAUCUGCAUGUGAGUGGUCCAAAGUCGAUUGUUUGCAAUAAUGAUGGAACUUGGUCAAUCAAGAAAAAUCCAGUUUGCCAAGAAAUACUUUGCCCGAGAGUUGGAAGACCGUCAGGUGGUUUAAUGACAAUUGAAUCUGUUGAUGGGAAUGAUGCAAAGAUGAGUAUUGGAACCAUCAUCAGAUUUACUUGCCCUGUUGAUAAAUAUCUCGAAGGCUCUGCGACGACGAUUGUGUGUCUCAGAAACGGGAAAUGGUCAGAUGGAAAUAGCGGAACAUGCAAAGAUAAGGAAGCUAAUUUUGAAGAAUGUCCAAAGCAGUAUAGAAAACGAGGGCCUAUCUGUUAUAAAGAAUAUAAGCGAAUUGCCACAUAUGCCGUUGCACAGUCGAAAUGUUCAAUCAAUGAUGCGAAGUUAACUACUAUUCAGAGUGAAGCUAAGCGAUUAGCGUUGGCUAACCUGCUUUCUCGUAAUAUCUUAUAUCACAUUGGAUUGGAUGACAUUGGACAGAAAACGAUAAAAUGGGCAAAUGGUGCAAGUUUUGUAAAGAUUGAAAGCGGCGAAUAUUCAGGAAAUUUCAAAUCAAGGGAAAAUGUUACCGACGAAGCAAGAUGUGGUACAUUUUUAGGAGACAUUCAACGCUCUGAAAUAUCGGUAUCAACUUGCGAGUGGCGUCGGAGAUAUAUGUGCGAAAUUCUUCCAAUGUCGGUAACAGCAGUAUCUGUUACAUCCAAUAACGAGAGAUUGACUGAUGUUGUGGGUGUUUACCGCCCCCUCAUUGGCGUUAUACACGCGGAUAGUCUGGUGUAUAAAAAAGAUUCAUCCCCGAUUGUAUAUUUGUACAGGUGGACAAGAUACGACUGGUCAGGAUGGACGAUCGGGGACUUUGACAUACAAGUCGGAGGUCCAAUACCUAAAAGAGAUGUUGUUAAAGUCAUGACAGAUAACACUUUACCUCAGUUUUUUAAUGAACAAUGGCUAAGGGGAUCAAUGUUUCAGGAAUUAGAAGGAUCCAAUAUUUCGGUUGAAGUAAGAACAUAUGACCAAUGGGAAAAGUGGACAAAUUGGAGUCCAUGCACCCGGACAUGUGGUGGCGGCGACUCUCUCCGAACCAGAAACUGUGCACAACCUGGUGGAGCACGUGGGCAUGGUGACUGCAGAGGCUUGUAUUUGGAAAACAAAACAUGCGGCCAAAAGCAAUGCAUUAUAACUCGAUGGCAAAGAUGGAGUCCGUGGAGUAAUUGCUCAAGCCCUUGUGGUACAGGUGAACAGUCAAGAAAUAGAACUUGUAUCAAAGAUCCUUUAAGUUCAGACGAAUGCGAUGGCCCUAGCGAAGAAAAUAGGAAAUGCAAUGAACAAGACUGUAUCUCACCAACAUCCGAAUGGUUCCGAAGCGACAGACUUGAAUAUAAAAUUGUUCACCAAUCUAGCUCCAACUUCAUUGCUAAAGAAGAUUGCGAGAAUGUUGGUGGAAAAUUGGCCAAAGUCAAUAGCAUCGAUUUACUGCGAACGAUAUAUGCGCAAAUUAUUAAUGUUCACUGUGGUAGCAGUGUAGCAUUUUUCGAAUGGAACUUAUGGGCAAUUUAUAGAAAUCUAUCAAAUAUUGGCAGAGACCAAAAUCUAAACUCUUCCACUGUAAGUGACAUUAAAAAGUCUGAAAUAGUGCCAGAUAGCGAGUGUCAUACCAUGCGCCAUAUUUGUAAUGAACCAGGAAUAAGUUGGAUGAAAAAGGAUUGUAAAACAUAUGAAGCAACAGGAUAUGUCUGCCAAAGAGUCAUUUUGACAGAAUGGAAACCCUGCAACCACAAUCCUUGCAAUACUGGUAACUGCACAAAUUUGGGCGGGGAGAAAUAUGAAUGUACAUGUAGUGAACAUUUUGAAGGAAAAAAUUGUGAAACUGCUUUACAGUGCAAUAUUGAAGAAAUGGUCAGAAAGUACAACGUUUCGUAUGCUUCCACAAUGCUGCCCGUUGAUGAUACAUAUGUAUGGAAAGAUGUUGAAAUUCAAAUGACAUGCAAGAGAGAGGGGCAGGCUACAAUAGAUAAUCAAGUCUUCAAAUGCAUUGGCUUGAAUACAUGGAACGUUAAACGAUCACCUGCUAUAGAUUGUGGUAACACAUGUGUGCUCCCGGAACUUGGAUCCAAUAUAGUUGCAAAGCACGAAGGCGAAGAAGUCUUGCCCGGUGCUGAAUUUGCACCGGGAGUACUACUCGUAUUCGAAUGCCCAAAGAUGAUGAGGAUAGUCGGAGAACCUUUAGCAGCGUGCGAUGAAGAUGGAUGGGAUGUGACAUUGCCGGACGAAUGCGAAUUUACCUUUCCUUGUAAAAAGAUUUCUGAACCCUCAAAUGGAAAACUAGAAAUACAUCCGAAAUUUCAAGAGGAUGUACUCAAAACAGGAACAAAGGCCACUUUAAUAUGUGAUUCAGGAUUUGUGAUAUGGGGAGAGGAAAUUAUAACGUGUAACAAAAAUGGCCACUGGAGCAAUGAAAUUGGUGAAUGCCAAAACGUUCCCGGAUGUGAAAUAAAACUUGAUGAACUACAAGCAUCUGUAACUGCUUUUGAUCUUAGUGGAAAAAUCACCAAAAAUACUCUUUUCCGCGUAGGACAAACAAUUUACUUACGCUGUGUGGCUAAAGGCAGAAAAGCAACAAUUAAAGCAAUAAAAUGUGCCAAGAACAGAGAAUGGAGUACAGAAAUUUCAACCUAUUGUAGCUAAAAAAUAUAAUGCAUUUUUCUCAUGACUUUGAACUGUUUAAAUAAGUUAAUUUCAGUUUAAAAAGGUAUUAUUCUGAAAUAAAUAUAAAACACGAGAACAUACAAAGUAGAUUAUAUUUUUGUCAGAACUGGUAAUUAUCUAAGCACUGGAAACAUUCUGUAUCAAAAUGAACUCAGAAACUAUUCAUGCAAAUGCGGAAGACGCAGAGCUAUAAAAUUCAUGGCUCAAUUUUUGUAAAACAAUUUAUAUACAAAUAUCAGUAUUGAGAAUAGCCAUAAGAUGAUGCAAAAUCAACGAAGAUAUCAAAAAGUAAUCAUAUUGUAAUUACGCUUUCAGUGUUGCGUUUGUAAAUUGCUUUCACUUGUUAUCUACACAUAUAUUUAUACAUGAAUAUUAUAUAUACAUUAAAAUGA